Messenger RNA from Laetiporus sulphureus 93-53, 2478 nucleotides. RefSeq lists its product as uncharacterized. Gene Ontology annotation, molecular function: ATP binding; protein kinase activity. The transcript is spliced from 4 exons. Bases 1 to 2478 code for a protein of 825 amino acids. Gene Ontology annotation, biological process: regulation of cytokinesis; protein phosphorylation; mitotic cell cycle. The record is from RefSeq and is a predicted model, not a curated record. Gene Ontology annotation, cellular component: nucleus; centrosome; spindle pole. NCBI's taxonomy places the organism in Eukaryota, Fungi, Basidiomycota, Agaricomycetes, Polyporales, Laetiporaceae.
AUGUCUUCUUUAUCUGGCGGCUCCUCCCCUCUGAAAGCGGAGGAAAUCAUCGACUCCACAUUCGAAAAGAUGGCAGAGAUUCCAAAGGGGGGCUUCGCGCUGUCUCCGGAACAUACACACUCCCGGGGCACUCGAUCGCCUACCAUCUAUGAUAGGCAUCUACCUGCGCAUAUGCGUAUAAAGAAGCUAGGGCUCGAUGAGGGGAUGCUAGCAUCAUUUCAUGAAGCAAUUCUCGGGCUCGCCAGAUCGAAUGACACUUUCGUCAGGUUCCUGGCACGAGACGAAGAACCAUCGAGAUCCUUUAUCUUUAUCAUCACCCGUGCCGUCUUGACUGCCUUCUUAUUCCCGCUCAGUAACGAGGCGGACGUGGUUCACGCUAUGGCAAAACUAUUCGACGGUCUUUUCACGCUGAUAUCAGGCAUGCUUUGCAACUCUACCUAUCUGGAGGAAGGCAGGUUUGUUCCGAUUCUCGACAUCGUUUCAUCUACCCGGAAAGCAGAAAGGGUCGAUGCAAUUGUCCAAUUCGUGGCUCCCGGCGGAACAUCAGAACCUCUCGUUCCGGACAAAUAUCGAGGACUAGGUCCUCUCUUGGCCAUCGAAUACAAGAAUGUGCUUGCCGGAAACCCGAGAGUAUACCUGUCUAUGAUCGCCAUGAUCGCGGUUCUAGCUCGGAGUGGAGAAUUGUUCCCCUGGUGCAGCAUUGACUGUGACGAGUGCGAGCCAUACAAAUUCUGUCACGAUCACUUUGCGACUUUUCUGGCGAACCGACCUAUGCCGCAAGACAGUCCCUCGAAUGUAGCACUCCCAUCAGAAGAACAAUCACGUGCAGCCUUCCAACGCGUUGCAGAGCAGAUCGACAUGUUUGAUCAAGUUUACUGUUCAGGCGUGAAACGAAAGAAGAAGCAUUCGAAGAACAUUGGUGCAAAGGAAGGUACGGAAGCGAUCAAGGUACCUCCGACGGCUGCCACGAAGGAUAUCAAGCUGCUAGCCAAACUCAAGUCAUCCAUACGUGACGUUUGUCCGUCGCUCGGCCUGACUGACCAGUCGUUGCUGGACGAUGCAGAGGCGUUCGUGUCAAGCGCUUGGGAAACGUAUAUUCAAAUGUGGUCGCGCUUGGUGACGCAUAACGGCACCUACGAGCUUCUCACGUCUGGAGUUAUGUCUUCAGUACUUCAAUGUCAUCGAGAGGAGCAGGUCGCUGUCUUGUCGGACAUGUUCCUCCUGGCUUCCAACGCGAAAGCGUACCUUGAAAACCUGACUGGCCUUUUCAUCAUGGCAAUUGAAGACGCAGUGAAGCGAUCUUCGGCAGAUGGCGGCGAGCCCUGGCAAGAUCCGUUCCUAACGGUCGCCAAAGGCAGGCAAAAGAAACAUAGGCACGACGACUCUGAUACGGAGAAGCCGAAGCAAAAGAGGCGAAGAGAUGACACAGACAGCGAGAACGAGUACAGCGAUAGUGAAGGUCACGACAACGACCAGAAAGAUGCAGAUAAAAAGGGCGACGGCGGUGCAGAUGAAGAUAGCUAUGGUAGUAGGGAUGACAAUGAUGGCCGCGAUAACCGUCACAACCAAGAUGGCGAUUACAGAGAGCAACAGAAGCGUACGGAACGGCAGCAAGCGGGGAAGAAUUGCGAUCAAGAUGACGAAUCCGCGUCAUGGAAAUUGAAUGCUUUCGAAGGCAUCGACCUGGCGUUCUACGGAGAUGGCCUAUGCUCAACAGGCUUCACACAUCUCGUGCCCAUUCAUUCUGUUGGUACCGAUGAAAUUUCUGCAUCUACCAGUAGUUCAACUUACACAGGCAUCACCCACGCCACGGAUUCGGAUGAAGCCCCUGUCUCUUUCGGUGCCAUAGAACACCAGGAUUCGGUAAAGGAGGUACCCGAAGACCGUCCAACAUUGCUGGGUAUUGAACCUGUUCAAUCCCCUGAACGUCAGUCUGGCACGGCCAGUAUAGGAUGCGCAGUCUUACCAUUGACGCCUCGCGCUGGCAUCUUCCUGAACAAACAAACAGCUGUCGGCCGUUAUAGUCAAGUUUGGGGUGGCCACGCUCUUGUCGAGUCACUUGGAGGAGAGACGAUAGAGGUAGCGCUGAAGACUGCAGUUGAUGAGCCCAGCGGUCUCAAGCUCAGGCAGGAGCUGGAUGCAUACAAGAUUUUGCAUCAGCACCCAGGCAUUGGACCACGUUGCUUUGGGCUGUACGAAGAUAGUACCGGCACGACUGUCCUAGUUCUGGAGUACUGCGGCACUGCGUUGACGGAUUAUGAUCUCGAUUUGACGACCCGAGAGGCAAUCUACCAUCAAGUCGCCGAGUUACACAAGGCCGGAAUCGUUCACGAGGACCUUUCGCCGCGCAAUAUUCUAUUGCAAGAGAAUUCUGCCGUUCGGAUCGUAGAUUUCGAGACGUUUUGGUCAGGACACGUGUGUCCCGGCCCACGUUGCUUCGAGUUGAAGAUUCUGCGAUCGAAGCUGGAACUCGACUAA